UCUCUGCUCUCUGUUGUUGAACCAUCUACAUUAGUGACAGUGCAUUAGUAUGAGGAGAAAGCUGCUAACACCCUUUUGUGGAGUAGAACUUAAUCACUGUGCUUUUUAAAUGUGUAUGGUCAUAUUUGCUCCGAUCUUUGCCAUCUGUGCAUUUGCAACAUGUGGAGGGUACUCUGGUCACCUGCGGGUUAGAGUGGAAUGUCCGGACAAGAGCCAGAGCAACCUCAGCAUCACCGUAAACUUUGCCUAUCCCUUCAGGUUACAGCAGGUCCAUUUCCAGCCCACGCUGUGUGAGAGGAACAGACAGGAGACCAUCUUCCUGGUAGGAGACUACUCCUCCUCAGCUCAGUUUUUUGUGACCGUGGCUGUCUUUGCCUUCCUCUAUUCACUGAUGGCCACCGUAGUGUACAUCUACUACCAGAACAAGUACCGCGAGGGUAAUAGAGGACCGCUGGUGGACUUUGUAGUGACCGUGCUCUUCGCCUUCAUGUGGUUGGUGAGUUCCUGUACUUGGGCCAAAGCUCUGUCUGAUGUAAAGUCAGCCACUGAUCCCACCCAGGUCCUCCUGCUCAUCUCUGCCUGCAGACACCCGGCCAACCAGUGUUCAGCUUCCCACCACCCAGUCUGGUCUGAGCUCAACACGUCUGUGGUUUUUGGUUUUUUAAACUUUAUCCUGUGGGCCGGCAACAUCUGGUUUGUCUUCAAAGAGACAGGCUGGUACAAGACUGGCCAGAGGUACCCAAUGAGAAGCGCCUCUGGGAGACGGGCCAAUGGGAUGAGCCAACGGCUCUGCAGCCAAAGCAGUUUCGACCAAUCAGGGGACAGCUUCUAUCAACAUCCAUACAGGCAGACUAGUUUUGAUCAAUCACGGGAGAGCUUGGGCCAGCAGCACUACAGCCAAGGUAGCUUCAACCAAUCAAUAGGGAGCUUCCGCUUGCCACAGACCAGUCUAGGACAGCCAAUCAUCAUCAGUCAGGGGGAUGUCACCUCUAAAGGGAUUAAUCCUAUCAUGUUUGUCAAUGAUACUUAGAUCACAUUUUAUGUAUAUUUUCCCCUCAUCUACUUACCCUCACAAACGUAACUAGAUCUGAAAAUACUUUUGUAUAUUGAUACCUGACCAUAAGCAGGGUUGGGUAGGUUACUUUCUAAAUGUAAUCCAUUACAGUUACUAGUUACCUGUCUUAAAAUUGUAAUCAGAAACAUAAUUUUUGGAUUACCCCAACUCAGUAACGUAAUCGGAUUACUUUCAGUUACUUUUGGAUUACUCUCGCAUUAAGAGGCAUUUGCAGAAGACGAAAAGGAUCCAUAAAACGCAUUUGGUGUGUCAUCAUAGUGGUCUCUGACUUGUGGUCAGACUCGCUCAGAUGGAACAAACUUAAUUUAAUGUCAUUUAGAAACAGAAAGGUGUCAUAAUGUAUUUUCUCCUCAAACAUCCUUUCUGAAUUUAAAAGUAGCCUAAUCCAAAAAUUCAUCAUCUACUUUUUCAAAAGUAUCUGUAACCUGAUUACAAUAUUUUUGCUGGUAACAUAACUGAUUAUUUCUUGGUGAUCAGAUUACAUGUAGCUGAUUACAUUUGCCCAUAAGGUAUAGGUCACCACUCCCAUGUAGAUUUCCAGAUAUGAAGUUUGCAAGGGCACGUGGACGAAGCUGUAAUAUCUAAGGGGGUGGACCGUAAGAGAGGAAAAUGAAAAGAAGACACAGUAAAGGGAAAGGAAGGAUUUAGCAAGUGAGUUUUUUAGAGGACAUCGGAGUGGUUUGGAAAAUGUAUCGGAAAUGGAAAUAGAGUGAGAGAAGACUGUGUGAAUAGUGUGAAUGUGAGAGGUUUGGCUUCGCUCACAUUCAUGUACAGUAUUGUAAUUCGUUUUUCUUUGCAUGACUUGUUGUGGCUGUCUCAUGGUAGUGGUUUUCUUGGUGUGUUUAGUCCAUAACUUGGUGCAUCGGCGCACAGGUGUUACCUGUAUUACACUUGAGGUUCAAUGAUUGGGUGGCAGGUAGCUUAGCGGUUAAGAACAAUGGGCCAGUAACCGAAAGGUUGCUGGUUUAAAUCCCUGAGCCAACUACGUGAAAAAUCUGCUGAUGUGCCCUUGAGCAAGGUACUUAACCCUAGUGUCUGUAAAAUUAUUUAUAUUACAAAUUGUUUCAUGCUUCAGUAGGUUUGUGCUGUUGAAUUUAAAACUGUGGUGGGGAUAUACGUUUGUGAACCGCCUGUUAUAUAUAUACUCUAAUUAUACCUCAUCUGAUUCUCAAAUUUAUGCAGUUUGUUUGAUUGGUGGUGGCUGUGCUCUGCUGAUGGUGCAGUGAUGUUCCACAGUGAGUCGUUCCACACAUUUUGUAUAAGUGUUGUAAUUUCUCAAUGGUUUUAAAGUGAUGGUGAUAUUUCACAGGGAUCUUAAUAAUACUGACAUUUGAAGAUGCACAA
Messenger RNA from Coregonus clupeaformis (lake whitefish), 2419 nucleotides. Its product is annotated as synaptoporin-like. The record is from RefSeq and is a predicted model, not a curated record. NCBI's taxonomy places the organism in Eukaryota, Metazoa, Chordata, Actinopteri, Salmoniformes, Salmonidae. The coding region runs from base 110 to 1030 and encodes 306 amino acids. The transcript has 5 exons. Gene Ontology annotation, cellular component: synaptic vesicle membrane; synaptic vesicle.